UUUUGUGAAAUUUAUUUCUAAUGACUAUUAAGACAAAAUUUAUCAAGAAUUAACUGUUUAAUCUAUUUUCAAAAACGAUUUUAAUCACCCACAAUGCAGUAUCCACAUGUAAACAAUAAUAAACUCUAGUGUCUGAAGAAUGUAAUGAAUGACCUGAAUUUGUUUGAUGUCACAACAUCUGAAACGCAGCUGAUUUUGUUUACUUAUUUCUACUUCCUCGUCAAUCUUUAGUCAGAAGCGUUGGUUUGAUCCGAUUUUUAAGAUGUCAAACGUCCACGACAGUGGCGGGGGAGGGGAUACGAAGUCAAUGGAAAGAAAAGUGAACUCAUUCCUCAGCCCCUAUGAACCCCUCAUAAUGACGGUGCAGAGUCUUCUUGUGUGGGAAUGUCCAUGGAAAAGUGCAGUACUCUUUGCCUUUGUGCAUAUUUUAUUUUGGUUUAUAUGCACAACAUCAUCUCGAUUUUUCUUCCUCCUGAGUGUUUGUGUGAUGACUGCUGUUUUCAUUGACACAUGGAAAAAUAAAAUAUGGCCUGAAAUCAGAGUACCACCAAAGGAACCAGAAGACAAAGAUGGGUGGACACCAGUGCACCUACGUCUGCUCAGUGUACCUGAACUGAGUAUUCACAUCAGCCAGUUCUGGGAUAAUGUUGUCAAGACAUUUCGAUGGCUUAGAAGCUCCCGAGUGAGCCACCCACUUGUGUUUUGCCUUGGAAAUACUGCCUUCUUCACACUGACUGCCAUGGUUGGUUAUUACAUCUCAGGUUUCAUGUUGGCUUACAUCACCAUCAUAAGCCUCAUGUUGUGGCCUUCUGUUUUGUACCAUUCGAUGCUGAGAAAAGCUUAUGUGAAAAUGGAACCGGGCUUCAUGUGGUUAGACUAUCACCUGAAGGCAAAGUGUCACACAGUAAUAACACUGGGUGGUCGACUGAACCUGUCAUCGGGUGGCGCUGCUGUCAGUGAUGGGCCAAGAGUAGAAGUUGUGGAUGAGGAUGACUUUCUUCCGAAGGGAGAUCCAGAUAUUGUUGCAGCUCUCGCGAAGGCCAUUACAGAUAGUGAGGAAGAAGGACCUAACUCAGCUAUUCCAACCCCGAGGAUGUCAAAACAUCCUUCAUUUAGCAAUGGUGAUGAUGAUCAUCAUGACCAUGACUUUGAGCUGGAUCUUACGCAGAUGCCGUCAUUUGAUGACCUUGACAAUACAGAUGAUGAGUUGGAACUUCCUGCCACCCCAGAAACCCCUAAUUCUCACAGUAGUAGACUGAAUUCACUUCAGUUUGCUGCCAAGCAUUUCGCGGAGUCAGAGUCAGAGGAUGAACACAACCUUUCUCCAGAUGCAGAUUUCUCUCAAGCAGACGUUAUGGAUGCAAGCAAAAGUAUCGCAGCUGCUGCAUCUGCUCAAGCCUCUGCUCAGGCCUUAACAGGGGCUCUUGUUGCCCGGACUAUUUCGUCCAUGAUGGAGACCGCUUUACAAGGUAUGGCCACUCUUGGACAAGGCCAGACAGCGUCUUCUUCCAGCAUGAUCCCCAGAACUGGUGCAAAAAUCACAUACACUUGCUCUGAGGAAGGUGAAAGUAUUGAUUUCCAGAACCCACAGCCGACGAUUGCUGAAUCUGAUGAAGACGAUGAUGAGAGUGAGAUUGAUGCAGCUUCACGGAGGGACCAAAUUGCAGAAAUUGAGAAAGAUUUUGAUUUUUUGGAUGAGUUGGAUCCAGAGUCACAAGAUCAUGGUGUUUGAAUUUGUAUAUAUUGCAUUUGUACAUAUCAAUUUUGAUCCUUGUGGUCAAAUAUUUGGUGUGUAAAGAUUUAAGAUCUAAAGUUGUCCAGGCUUUUCAAGUUUAUUCUUUUCCUCUCAUGUAAUGUGUAAGUGUGGAUGAGCACACAUUUGACUUGUGAAUCAGAGCAUUUGAUAUGUGAAACUACUCUGUAAUUUUCUUGAAAUCAUGCUUUGCUCUUUUUGCAUUUUUAUUUCUUUUUUUUUUUUGUAUGUGAUUUAUAUUUACUCUCAGGUUUUUCAGAUUCUGUAGAUGGUGUACUGUUUGACAUAAAAGGAAGGUGUUUGGCUCUCUAUUCUUUGAAGGCUACCUUUUCCAGACACCUUGUUGAAUGUUAAAUGGGGACAUGAAGAGUAGGACCACAACACUGCAUUGCCUAGUAAAUAUAUAAGUUGUGGAUUGUGUUCCUGCAGAGAUCUUGAAAAUUUGAAACAGCAUAUUCUUCACCUUUUAAAGGAUAAGGUUUUUGAGACAUGGUGCUUUGAUGAAUCCUUCGUUACCUUUGCGAUUCUACAGCAAAUGGUUGUGAAGCUAUUUUGACACCCUCUGUCCAUAACACGUUUUUACCUUUUUAUUUAUAAAAAAUAAACACAGUAACAGUUCAUAUUAAGUGUGUUUAUCAAAAUGUCAAGGAGUUAGCCGUACUUAAAUGUUCCACAAUCAAAAUGCAAGUAAGGCAUUUGUGACCUGAUUUGAGGAUAUAAUGGUCAUCAUGUAUACUGGAAGAGCUUGGUUUGAAUCUCUUGUUACUGCUGGUUGUGAUUUCACGUAUAUGACAGUAUUUUUACCGUUUGUGAGAAACUUGAUUUCUUACAAGUCACUUCUGUCUCAAAAUUUCUCAGCUCACAAACAUAAUGAGUGCAAUCCUGUGAAUCAUAUCUUACGGUAAAAAGCUAAAAUACUAUAUAUAAGGAAAUCAAAGUUUUGAAUUGUGUGUAACCUUUCCUUUAAAGUGAGAGAGAAAGACAAUAGAUUUUAGCAGGGUGGUCUUUGGCACUGCUCCUGCUUGUAAUGUUGAUAUACUGUCUCAUUAAAGACCUCUUGGAAGACAUCA
Messenger RNA from Aplysia californica (California sea hare), 2823 nucleotides. RefSeq names its product reticulophagy regulator 3. Gene Ontology annotation, biological process: reticulophagy. The transcript is spliced from 9 exons. The coding region runs from base 263 to 1732 and encodes 489 amino acids. The record is from RefSeq and is a predicted model, not a curated record. NCBI's taxonomy places the organism in Eukaryota, Metazoa, Mollusca, Gastropoda, Aplysiida, Aplysiidae.